UUACAGCUAAUUAAAACAUGCUUUCAAAACCAUGGGUUUCUAACGUCAUAUUUCCUGAUAAGUUAAUAAAAGUUAUUUAUAUUGUGAAUUCUUUUUAAGAGUGUAUAAAACUAAUCUUUUUAAACUUUAAUUAAAUGUUCAAAAAAAUUUAAAUAGUUGGACAACUGACAAAGAUGUCAUUAUAAUGGUUAGAUGUUUAAGAUAUUAAAAUUGACAUGCUUAUGACUUGCGUUGAUAACAGUUAUUAUAUCUGAUCUUUGAAAGCAGUUGUGAACCUAUUUUCAGACAUAUUAUGUGGAACUUUCUUUUAAGGUUUUAAUACUUGUAUUUGGUUUGAUGGCUUUUUAUUUCACUUUCAACUUUGCAGCUAUAUUGAGAUUGAUUUAUACACACAUACAAGUAUUUUUAUUUGUUACUUAACUUUUGGAUGACAACAAAAGCAACAUGAUCAGUGUAUAAUGUGUUAAAGUUACUUGCAUAAUAUUGUGUCACACAAAAAUAAUGACCAUUCGAAGUCGCCGUAAUUCUGCACCUGUGGGAGUUGGACAUUCAAGUUACCGGCCAAUUCGAAGACGUUCUGUCUCAUCUAGUUUAUCUCAUAUUUUUGAAUGCAUUAGUGUCAACAGGUCAAGAGAUGAUUUGUGGUCGAAUGAAUCUGAGGAUGCAAGAUUUCCACGAAUGGAGGAAAUGUCACAUUUUCAUUACAACAAUGUUGAUUUUGGUGGACCAAUAACUGCUGCAUUAUGCUUAGAUGAAAAUGAAGAUAUAUCAACGCUGGAUACUGGACAGGCGCUUCUGGUUCAAGUUAAUAGUGGCGACAAAUCUUGGGUAGUAAAACGAAGUCAAGAAGAUUUUGUCGGUUUAGAUCAUCAAAUUCAUCGAUGUUUAUAUAGUCGCAAAUACAGCAAACUACCACCUUUAAAGGAAUACGACCUGGAGACAAAACUAAACGCAAGUAUGGUGCAGCAAUUACAAUUAUACUUAUCACGAUUCUCCGAAGUUGCUGGCAACAAUGUGAAUUGUGGACCCAUAUUGAACUGGCUAGAGCUUGAUAACCACGGCAACCACCUGGUCGUCAUGGAAGCUGAUGAUUCAGCAAUAAAUGUACCGGCCGUUGCUGCAGGGCGUGUUAUAAAGCGUUACCAAGCACAAGCACCAGAUGAGAUGACGCUUGAAGUUGGUGAUUUUAUAUCCGUCAUUGACAUCCCACCUGUGGAGGAGACUAUAUGGUGGAGAGGGAAGAAAGGAUUUGAGGUUGGCUUUUUCCCGUCGCAUUGUGUUGAAAUUCUUCGCGAAAAAGAAAUCAAUGAUCAAAUUCUCGCUCAUCUUCAAUCAAGACCAAUUUCAAAGCGAAGAGGAAAGUUUAUCAAUUUUUUGCGAUUCUUCUUUAAAUCCAGACCGAGUAAGGACGAGUUGAUGCAGCAUGGUAUUCUGCGUGAACGUGUGUUCGGUUGUGAUUUGGGCGAAAGAUUAGCUCAUAUUGGACGGGAUAUUCCACUUGUGCUUCAGCUAUGUGCUGAAGUGAUUGAAGAACAUGGUGUUGUUGAUGGUAUUUAUCGACUGUCUGGUAUCAUGUCGAACUUGCAACGAUUAAGAGUUUCGUUUGAUAACGAUGACGAGCCACCAAAUUUAAAAGACACAAGAUAUCUACAUGACAUUCACUGUAUCUCUUCUUUACUUAAAACAUACUUCAGAGAAUUACCGAACCCACUUUUCACCUACGAACUGUAUGACAAGUUUGUGCUUGCUAUUGGUAAAGAUGACGACACCGAAAAAACUGUAGCUUUUCAUCACGUGAUACAAAGACUCCCUCCUCCACAUUACAGGACUAUGAAUUAUCUUCUACGGCAUUUAAAUUUUUGCGCUUCAAAAGCUGCUGAAACGAAUAUGACUGCGAAAAACCUUGCAAUUGUUUGGGCACCCAAUUUAUUACGACCCCCAUCGGACGACUCAAUUUCUGCAUUGACUGAAUUUCGUACUCAGGCCAUCAUAGUCGAAUACAUGAUUCGAAAUGUGGAUGUGUUCUUUGAUAAAAAUCUAGCUUCUGCAGCGAUAGCAUAUUACCCUGAAGUACAAGAAACCGAAGACUCAGCUACAAUCGCUCGAUCAGCAACUAUUAGUGCUGGACCAAAACUAAUCUCACUGGAAGAAGCGCGGCAGAGAAUAUUCCCACACAGGAAAAUUUCAGAAAGUUUGUCUCUGGAAGGAAGUUCUUCAAACAGUCCGCGUCACAAGUUACGUUCUUCAAGUAUUCCACCAAAAGUUGCAGCUUCACCAAUUUCUCCUUUACCCACCUUACUAUCCAUCGAAGAAGCACAAGCACGUACGAAACUGAAAUUUAAUCCAACCCGGCGCGGAUCUGCAGACUUGAUGCAAAUCAGAAAUAAUAUGAACUCUCCAAAACGAAGUAAGAAGUGGUUUGGUCUUUUUUCCAAAAUGAAGUCUGACGGUGUAUCUGAGGAUGAUAGUAUUCUGAAGUCAAACGUAACCUCCGCUUAUCGCAAGAAAACAAGCAUGAAGAACAUCCAUCACAUUGGGACGCCUACACGUUCACAAAGCGAAUAUCGCCUACAAGACCUUCCUAAACAACAGACAGACAGUGGGCAUAUUCCACGUGUUAGUAGUUUCGAUGUGCAACCAACUGAAAAACAUUGUUCUGCUAUUUCUGUUGAAAGUCUUAAUUAUAACUUCAAAGACAGUGAUGAUGAUAAUACCUCUUUAAUGUCAGCCGUUGUUUCGGUCACGGCAAAAUACAUCAACGCUAAGGAUGUGCGUAAAAAUAGUACGUCAAAUCCGCCAGAAGUGUUACGUAAGACUAGUACGACGAAACCGAUCGAUGAAAUUCGUAAAAAAGGCAGUCGAAAAUCUUUCACCAUCGGUGAACCGACUGAUUUCCGACGUUUGGAAGACACUGAAAUUCAUGUCGUACCUUCUAAAAAUGGUAUUGUAAAAAGUGAUUUUACUUGUGAUGUAAUCGAACAAGGUUUAAACUCUGAUUUGAAGUUACCUAUAAGUGAGAGUCGCACUCCCUCGCAGCUGCCUUUUAAAGGUAAGCACGCUCCUUCAGAUAGUCACGAUUCUGGCUAUUUGUCGCAAACCAAUACAACGGUUAAUUCUGAAGUACUAUCAAAACAAAUUGAGGCGAGCUCGACUCAAAUUACUUCACCUGAAAGAAAACACCAACGUUCCGGAUCAAACGUUUUGCGAGACAUCGAUGAAAAUGUUCCUCAAAAGAAAAUUCGUUCAUUAUCACCAGAGAACUAUCACAUAGAAAGUAAAAUAACUACACAUAUUUAUACUGAACCGCGGCCAAGUUCACAAUCCUCUCAUUCUAAUGACAUCCAAAAUAGGUUUUUAACAAGAAGUAUGACUGAUUUAUCAAGGGAUGUACAACCACAAAUUAAUAAGACGGAAAGUAACGUUAAAUCUUCGAAUAGUAAUAUACAUGUCAAACAUAAAAGUUUUUCACAUAUAGAACUUGAUACGCCUACAAAAUCGUCACAUAAUUAUGUAAACACAAAUUCAGAUUCCAUUGUUUCACAAACGUUAUCCAAAACGCCAACUAUUAACAAUGGCACACCGUUGAAUAAGGCGCACAUCGAAGCUAAAUUUACAUCGGAUUCAAACGAGCGAGCUGACACUAAAGAGAAUCGUGUUGUUGAUAUGUCACCGGUAUCAAACCCAAAACAUGUGUAUGUGUCGAUUGAGGAUGCGCUUGAUCCAAAAAGCCGUGCACCGAAAGACAACGAUGAACAGCUGCUUGAUUUGUUAGUAAAAAGGACUGAACACCACAUUAAAUAUGGCGGGAUUCCAAGAAAGGAUUAUAAUGACGGACAAAAUAGUUUCGAAAGUGCAAAGGCGGGAGCUCUGGUAAAAUCUACACAAGAGCGAUUUAGUCCAACUUUCAACGGCAAUGAGUCACCGAAAACUAAAAGUUUUAUACUAAAAAAACAACAAGCGGUGUCACUUUCAACGGAAGAACUUCAAAAAGAAAAUGGUAGCCAGCGUGUUCAAUCACGUGACAGGUCACAUGAUCGUAAGCAUGUUGAUUCCAAUAAAUCACAUGAAAUAGUUUUAUCAAGAUAUAUUAACAUGGACGAAAUUGACACACCGAAAACUGUUGACGAGAUAAGACCGAGGUCUCGUUCUGUGAAGGAACGAGUCUCCCUGUUUGGCAGUGUUAACAAAGACUUGAAUGUAACAUCAAAAGACUCACAAUUUUCUCAGCCUGAUUUGUCGAGAACAACACCGUGUCAACAUGAAAGAACUAAAUCUCAUCCAAAUUUAUACAUGCGAACAGAACAACAACCAAAGAUACACAAUGUUGUCACAAGAAACUCUAAAACUUCUAACAAGAACACCACACAAAAUUAUAUUAAUACAACAAAUCGACAUUCUAGUUAUAUUGCAAGGAGAUUUGACUCCGACGAAUUGUUAAGUAGUUCACGUGAAGAUAGUAAAUAUAUAAAUAGUCGCCUGCACGCCGUGUCCGUACCAAGAUUGAAUGUUUCUUCUGCAUCUGUACCACGAUUGAAUGUUUCUUCUGUUCCAAAGUUAAACUCGCAUAUGGAAAGUAGCCUGGACCACCCUGCUAAUGAUAGGCUAGUAAUGUCGACUAAAACUAGAAGUAAUGACCCGAAACUACCACAUAGGGAUUAUAAUAAAGAACCACUGAAAGACUUUACAGAUAAUGUAGACGGUAGUCAUGGUAACAUAAGAAUUGAUCGGAGACGAAAUACACACUCGCCUAAUCGGAGUAGUAGGACCGAAGUGCCGAGACCGAUAUCAAUGGACUUCUCAGCUAUUACUUCUACAGAUUAUCGUUCCCAUCAUGCAUCAGACGAUUUUCAUCCACAUUUUAGAUCGGGUGACUAUCGUGAUGCUGCAUCCAAUGAUCAUCGUACUCAUCAGUUUAUGUCUCGGAACCCCCGUCCUCAUCAUGUUUCAGCAACGUCACUUGCGUCGGCUAGAUCUCACCCGCACUUGUUGAAUUCCGUUCACAAAUCAUCUUCGGAUCAUUAUCUUGGUGAAAAUAAACAGAUUGGUAGUUUUCCUUUAACAUUAAAAAGUGGAAGCGAGCGAAAUAGUCGUGUAAAUGUAAAGCAAACUGCAAGACCUUCAUCGUUGUAUGAUAAUGAUCGCAAGUCUUAUUAUGAUAAUGUUAAUAGUAUUCACUACGAGAUGUUGUAAUUUUUUAUAUCUGCGGAGGAGAACAAAUUUAAAACAGAAAUUAAUUUUGUUAAAAUUUAAAAUUUAUAAAGCAAAUAUUUAAUUUAAAUAAGUCUUGUGAAAUAUUUCUAUUUUUGCUACUUUGUCAUUGAUUAAGAAAGCCUUGUGUAGAGAAAAACAGCGAGGAUUUUUCAACCUUCUUUUUGAGAAAAAAAGUAUUUGUAGUUUUAUUCUUAUUCAAGUAAUUUUUAGCAUUCAUUAUUUUUCGUGCACAUGUUUAGAAUGUUCAGAAUAUUCGAUUUUUGUUCAUGUUAUUAAAUUUAUCAAAAUUUAUUGUUCUUACCGCCAUUUUUACUUAUCUAUUUUCAGAGAUUGCAAAUGAGAUGUUACGCGUGGAUUUUCGCGCCAAAUUGAACCUCUUUUCUGUGGUUCAAUAACUCCCAGACUGAUUGAAUUGAUUCCGUUUUUAAAGCGCGGUUCUCUAGCUGCGAAAAUAUUUAUUUUAUGUGUUUAUGUUUUUACAUUUUACAAAUAUGUUCAAAUAGUUCAUAGAACUUUCCGCUUACUUUCUUGUGUAUGUGUUCAGAUUUUAACCCAUGUUUUUAUUUGACCUCUCAAUAAAAAAUUAUUCUUGUUUUCAAUAUCGUGAAUUUGUUAUUAAUUUCCGUUAUAAUGUUUUCACGAGGUAAAAUGUAUAUAUCACUCACAAUUUGAAAAUAGUCUUAUAAUAUAAAAUCU
Hydractinia symbiolongicarpus is the source of this 5907-nucleotide messenger RNA. Its product is annotated as rho GTPase-activating protein 32-like. The record is from RefSeq and is a predicted model, not a curated record. Gene Ontology annotation, biological process: small GTPase-mediated signal transduction. The coding region runs from base 502 to 5190 and encodes 1562 amino acids. Gene Ontology annotation, molecular function: GTPase activator activity; phosphatidylinositol binding; protein binding. The transcript is spliced from 15 exons. NCBI's taxonomy places the organism in Eukaryota, Metazoa, Cnidaria, Hydrozoa, Anthoathecata, Hydractiniidae.